UCGUGAAUCACAAAGUUAACAUCAUAUUCAUCUCUUCUCAUCUCUCACAAAGAAAACAAAAACAUGAAGUUCUUCGUUUCAGUUGCAUUGUUCUUUCUCUUCUUAAACUGUUUCGCUACCGCGCAAACUCUUAUUCAAGAUUCUUGCAAAACAGCUGCAAAAGACCCUACUCUCAAUUAUGAUUUUUGCGUCCAGUCUCUUGAACAAGAUCCACAGAGCAAAACCGCAACUACUCUAAAAGGAUUGGUCUUAGCAUCAACUACUAACGCUGAGUCCAAAACAACUAAUGUGAAAGGGAUAGUUGAGACUAUUCUCAAGAACAAAACGUAUCCACCGGGUUCUGAAUCUGCGUUAAGCACUUGCGUAGAGCUUUAUGACGAUGCUAAUAAUUCUUUAAAUGAAGCUUUGAUGAACGUUAAAUCCGGCGAUUACAAAAGUGCUAAUAUAGAUCUGAGUGCUGCUUUGGAUGCACCGGGCACUUGCGAAGAUGGUUUCAAAGAGACGCACGAGAAAUCUCCCGUUACGAACGAAAACAAUGAUUUGUUUCAGAAGAUUGUGAUUCCUUUAGUUUUUACAAAUAUGCUCUGAUGAAAUUACCAUAACUUCUUGUAUUAUGUGAUAUGAAUUUUCCUUUAUCUAAUAAUAAAUAAUAGCAAAGGAACAUUAUUUUA
Brassica napus (rape) is the source of this 671-nucleotide messenger RNA. RefSeq names its product pectinesterase inhibitor 12-like. Lineage: Eukaryota; Viridiplantae; Streptophyta; Magnoliopsida; Brassicales; Brassicaceae. Gene Ontology annotation, molecular function: enzyme inhibitor activity. Bases 64 to 588 code for a protein of 174 amino acids. The record is from RefSeq and is a predicted model, not a curated record. The transcript has a single exon.